AUAUCUCCCAUACAGGCCUUAGAGUUAACCCUUUCCCGAGUAGAUUUACAAUUAGAACGGUUCCCAGAGGAGUCUCCUCAUGUGGACAGUGGAAAGAGCCAAGCACAACGACGUAAUGACAGAGCUAUUGUUCUUAAUCUAACAGCAGGAAAUAGAGCCAAACCCAACCAUAAGCUAGUGAAUCGUGACUUUAUCGUUUUGCUCCAGAACAUCCCUAAGAGAGUUUCUAUCUUUUCUUUCUGGCAGGUAGAUUAUCCUGUGGAAAAAUUUAAACUCUGACCGAGUAAAUCUCAAUUUUGGCUGCUUGUCUCACAUUAAGAGGCCAUGAAGCUGGUCUGUUCCUUGCAUAUUGAUUGCUUAUUUUCAGCAGUUUAUUCUCUGUAGUUCUGACAGGAUUCGAUUUUAGCAUCGGUUUUCUUCAGCCAAUUUUAGCUGAAUUUCCUGCUGUUGGCCUGUUAGCACUCUAUUUCCUGCUGUUAGAUUAAGAACAAUAGCUCUGUCAUUACGUCGUUGUGCUUGGCUCUUUCCACUGUCCACAUGAGGAGACUCCUCUGGGAACCGUUUUAGCAUCGGUUUUCUUCAGCCAAUUUUUUUAAACCUUAAUUUUCUUAUUUCGGUUAAAUGACCCCCCAUAUUAAUCAAGGUUUUAGUUUCUUAAGGCUUUUUCUGAAUAAAUACUAGUGGAUGUUUCGUCUCUCAAUGUGAUGACUCCCUGCUAUGUUUUGUAACGCCGGGCCCUCAAGAAAAGUGAUCUACAGAUGUGAAUUUAAAGCAAAGAAUUGUAGCUUAGACUGGAGUUACACUAACUGCUGAGAACUGUCCUGUUAUUCAGUCAUAAUUCUUCAGUAAACGCACAGUCCAUUUUGUUUUUCUUGAGAUAAGUGGUCUUUGGACUGGAGCGCGAUGUCAUGAAGAUUACUUAGCUUUACAGUCGAGCAACUGUUCUGUUCUGUUCAACUUUUCAAGUGCUAGUUUUUAUCAGGCAACACUCAUGGUAAUACAAGUUGUGAAGGAAGACUGCAAUUUCGGAACUAAAGCAUUCCUCGUUAGUUGCUUCUAUGGUCAUCGCUUUUGCACGCGGUGCUUCAGCUGGCGAAAUCCACUCCACGGUGAUGACAAAAAUCCAAUGUGAGUGAUCCUGGCACUUUUUCUGCGCUGACCAACGGAAAGUUCCAAAUCGUCCACAGAACGUUUCAUCGCCAACUCUUUCCGAAGUGCAUGCUUACAUGGGGAAUGUAUGACGACUAAAAUCAAAACCACUCGCAAAGAUAAUCUUUCAGUGAUAAGUUCAGUUCGCUCCUCUCGUCCCAUUGUUUGAUGCUCAGUCUGCUAAUUCAUUAACUUUAAUUUCGUGAUACCCAGAUCCCAGCGGCUGUAAAAUCGGGAAAAUAGACGUAUAGUAAAAAGGAUAACGGACGAAGGACAGGCUUCUGAUUUAGCCUUCAUCCAACUUUAUUUUUUUAACGGUGACAUACGAGACUUACGGAAAUGUGACACUUUUCGCGGGAAGCAAGCCGUUCUAUUUAUAAAUCAACUCGGGAAAGGGUUGACUCAAAAAAUCAGUGGAGAUAGAGGCUCAGAGUCAUGGGCUCCUGGUCAUCAUAGAUUAUCAUUAUCAUUAUCUAAAGUUAGUGUGAAAAUAAGUUAGGAUAGGGAAUUAAAGUUCUAUAUAUUUUUUUAGGUAUCAUUGCUUGUUCCAUCGUCCGAGAAAAUUAAACCAAAUGAGAAGGUGCAACACAAGAUUUACCAAGUACCUCUCGAACCGGAAUAUCUCGACGAUUACAUACGGCUUGAGAUGGAGGGAUCCCGUAUGCAGGGCUAUACACGGCUAGUUGAGUUUCAAAAUGCCUUAUGCGAAGGUGUUUUGAAUAGCACAGAGAUGCUAAAAGAAGUGAAAAAUUUUGACUUGCUUCUUUACGAUAGUCCUGCGGGAAUGUGCGGCGUCCUGGUUAGUGAACUCCUUAGCAUUCCGCGAGUGCAAAUUCAGGCCCACCCAAACUCCCCGUUUGGUUUUGAUAACAUGAUUCCUAUGCCUGUCUCCUACGUUCCGGGUCUCUUUAGCGGGCUCACUGAUGAAAUGACAUUUAUGGAAAGAAUUAUCAAUUUGUUGUCAUAUCUUCUUAUCAAGACUUUCUGGAUAGAUCUUGUUUACUCUAGUGCUAUGAAUGACCAUAAGACUAAGUAUAAAAUUAAACCCGGAAAAAGCUACCAAGAAGCAAUAGGUGAUGCUGAACUGGUUUUAAUUGCAGCAGAUUUUGCGUUGGAGGAUGCCCAACCUCUGUUACCAGGUAUGUGUAAUAAUGUAUAUUAUACCAAUAAAAGAACAAGUAAAUGAAUUAGCGACAUUUAGCUUAGUUUGUGUGUUUUAAAUGUUCUGAGAGGCCUGAGAUUAGAUGCGUAGUUAUUUAGCUACUUUUAUAGUGUUGGCUGUUGAAUACCUGAAAAUUUUAGUGUUGUAGCUGCCUUGUAGCUGUGAAACUACUUUCCACCAAGUACCCUCCGAAAAAACGUUGUUAGAAGCUCUGUCGUAAGCAGCCCUAGUUUCUUUAGGGCUCUCCAAACUUUCCCAGUGCCUCAGAGCUCGAUGCACGAACAACUGAAAGAAUGAGUCAGUUGAUUUUUUUAAAAUUGCCUACCUGGAAGUUUUUUUUGUUGUUGUUGUUUAAAAAAAUCAUCCUGGAAGGUUGAAGAUAAAAAACACACACACACACACACACACACGGUAGCACUGUAGAUCACUAUGAUGGGAUAUCUAAGUACAAUAUUGGAUUUUAGUAUAUACUAAAACAGUGGAUAGUGUUUUUCGCGCGCUUGAUUGGCUACUCAAUCAGUGAAUAUCCUGCACUAUUCACUGAUUCACCUCCAGUUCCUCCGAGCGAGCGACGCCAAACUCGCGUAAGUUGCGAACAAAAUGCCUUCCCGGUUUGCUGCCGUAAACAAAAAAAGAAAUUUCACAUUUAAUCAAGCAAGCUGUUUCCGAAAUACACGAAGAAGGUGACGAAGAUCGGAUUGGAAGUUUUAACAGGUAAAGCUUUGUCUUUUUGACACGAAUUUAUCGAUAAAACCGGUGAAAAAGUUUUCUGUUUACAAAUGCAAAUUAAGUUUAAGUCUUGCUUACUUUAUUUAGUUGAGUUGUUAAUAAAUAAGCUUAAAACUAAACUUAACAAUCUUUUUUUACACAAUGAUUUUAAAUACAAAAAGAAUUCACAACUCCUUUUGAAGAAAUUUCCCCGCAAGAGCUAAACAAAUGCCUUCAAAAGUUUUAAUUGUCGGCAAGAAAAAGCGACGGCCGCGGCCGCCCGGUCAUUACGCGCCAAAAUUGUAAUCGUUGGCAAUAGUAUUUGAGUUAAAAAUCGUCAUUUUUGAGCUCAAUUAUCUCACUGCAUGUUUUAGUAUAUACUAAAACAAUUAUUCACCUCAGUGUCGGUGGCUAUUCGUGGAUAUUUACCUCACAGCUUCGCAGGUCGGUAAAUUCACGACUAGCCACCUACACUUCGGUGAAUAAUUGUUAUUUAUUCAUCAGGUAACCGUAUGGUAGGACCAUUGAAUGUCAGGGAUACCAUUAAACCUCUACCACGUGAUCUGGAAGAAUUUGUAAGCAAUUCAGGAGGACAUGGUUUUAUAAUUGUUUCCUUUGGAUCACAAGUGUCUUCUCUUCCUUCUCGAGAAAAAGUAGACAUGCUUGCAACAGCUUUUGGAAAACUAAAACAGCUUGUGGUGUGGAGACUUAAAGGUAUCUUAUGCUUCGUUCGUUCUCUUUGGUUAUACAAAGGACAUUUGCGCCAACAGCUUAUGUCGUACAUUCUUAUUUUGCAUGUAUUCUAUCUCCAAAGGGCACCAAUGGACGUACCAUUAUUCUUUAAAAAUAGUUUAUGACCUCUCCUUUUUUCCAAUAUUCAACAGAUUCUAUGAAAGAGAAAAAAAAUCAAUGUGGGAGGUUGAAAAAAAUCCAUUAUUCUCCCCUUCUUAUGUCUCUCUUACUGUCAGGCUAAGAAUGGGGUCUUUUCAUGAUCUAAGGUUCACCUUAAGGAAAGUCGGGAGGUUCAUGAUGCUUUACCGGUCCAAAAUCCCAAAUCUGGCAGAGAAACUUGCACUUAGGCGAUUAGUUUGCAGAUGGAGCCAUAUAGCCAGAACAUGAAAAUUCGGCAAGGAGGUACCCAAAAACAAAACUGAACAAAAAAUUAUGGUAAUGUAGGCUAAUGAAGUUGAAACAAGGGAAAAAUAAAAAUUACCUCAGAUAAAAAAAAAUUACUGCAACGUAUAUACUUGUAUCAUCUGGCAAUCACUCUUGGUGUCAAGAUACAGAAUCCAUAUUUUCCUAAAAAUGGGAUUCACUUAGCUCUCUUAGGUCAUUAAACAAAAUUCUUGCUUGCAGGUUACAUCCCUCCCUUCCUUGCAAAAAACAUCAAAGUCAUGGAUUGGUUACCUCAGAAUGAUCUACUGGCUCACAAAGACAUUAAGGCGUUUGUGUCUCACGUGGGUCACAAUAGUCUUUAUGAAUCUGCAUAUCAUGGAGUUCCCUUGGUCUGUUUCCCUCUGUUUGCGGAGCAGCAUACUAAUGCUAAAAAAGUUGAACAUUUUGGUUUUGGUUUGGCAGUGCACCAUGACCGUACUAACGCUGAGGAACUGUAUAAAACAAUUGAGCUGGUUGAAAGUGAACCAAGGUAUUAUAGGUUCUGUUUCUGAUCAUUGACUAAAUGCCUUUUUCGCAAAGGUGGUUCUAUAGAGUUGGAUACCGAUAAGAAGACAUAUAAAUAUUAUAUUUUUAAGUGUCAAAAAAUUUAAAAUGUGGAAAGCGAGAAUAUUCUUGAUGUGUAAAUUUUGGAUUGAAGUUUUCUUGGAGGUGUUUUCAAAUUUACUGUUAUUCAUAUUUUCCUUUCACUUCCACAAUAUUUGGUCUUGCCUUUUUUAUUUUUUUGUUGACUAUUGAAGAUGUCUACACUCAUUCUCGCCAAAAGCGCCAUAGAAAAAUAGAACGGACGAGGUGAGGUUACGCAAAAGAUACUCACCACUUAAGCAGGUUAUAUUACAUUAGACAGGUAAAAGAAUAAGCAGUCAAUAAGAUAUUUUGCAAUCUUUUAUGCGCUAUAUUUUUGAUGAGUCGUACUUCAAAUCAUCCAUUUAUCCUCCGUUACAUCAAGGGAGGUUCUAUGGGCUGGCCUUAUAAGCUAACUGAUAUCAUAAUUGAAUUACUGAUAACUUGCUCUUUUCAGAUUUAGACAAACUGCGAUGCAUAUAUCCAGCCUGUUGAAAGACCGUCCACACACCCCUCUUCAAGAAGCUUGCGAUUGGAUAGAGCAUGUACUGAGGCAUGGCGGAUCCAAACGUGUUAUACCUCAAGUGUUUAACAUUUCUUGGUACCAGUACUAUUUACUUGACGUCAUUACUUUCCUUGUUGCUCUUGUUACGGUGAUUGUAGUGACGAUGAGGUUGACAUGUAGGUACCUAUACCGUAUGUACUGUAAGAGAGAAGGAAGCAAAAAGAAAAAGAAAUGA
This is a messenger RNA of Porites lobata, 5496 nucleotides long. The record is from the annotation of a GenBank genome assembly. NCBI's taxonomy places the organism in Eukaryota, Metazoa, Cnidaria, Anthozoa, Scleractinia, Poritidae.